AUGACACUACUUUUUGAAGGCCUAUCAAAAUCAACGCCUAAUCCAGCGCUUGGGCUUGAGAUAAAAGGGUGGUUGAAGCAGGCUCGCAAAUGUUUUAGCAGGACUAGAAUAAACGCUGGCUCAGAGAACUAUGAAAGAGUCUUAAGACUCACUAAAGAAUCCCCGAAACCAGUGAACGGAAAAUUAAAACAUCUUGCGAAGUCUUUGGGCAAUCCUAAAGGGGCCCUGCACUUAAAGAUUCCGAAGUGGAAGAACUUCAAGACUCACAUCCGCCAGCUUACACACAUGUAUGCCCCUUACAAGCAGCUGUUGCAGAAUUCAAAAUCAAGAAAACAUGUCCCUAGAGUGAGGGGAAAGCAAUUCAUUGAGCUGAGGAAACUUCCUAAUAAGAAAUAUUUCCCAAUUAAGGCAAUUAAAACCAAAAAACACAAGAUUAAACCACUAACGAAUCCGAUACCUAGAGCAACACCUUUAAGCUUAAGGUUACCUCUCUUGGGCCUUAAAGAGCUUCUUAAUGGACUAAUAAGCAAGUAUGUCUUCACCAAAAAACAGGCAAAAAAACUUAAGAAAAGAAGUCAAUUAAAUCGCAAGCCUAAGAAAAUGUAUAAAAGGGACACUAUGAACAAAUCUAAGCUCUUCAAAUUAUCCUUACAACAUCAAAAACAAAGGAGAAAUGAAAUGAAAAAUAAACUGAUAGAAGUGGCUUCAGUGAUGCAGGAGCUUGGCGAGCUAAAAGGUAUAAAGAAUCUUAAAAAGCUAACUGAGAAAAUGCACAGAACGAUUUUAAAGAAGUUAUCACGAAGUGCCAUUAAUUUGCAAACCGAGUAUGGAGAUCUAUUAAGGUACAAUUUUCAAAACAGUGGCAUAAAACGCGAUAAAACUUCAUCAAACAGAACGAUUUUAAAGAAGUUAUCACGAAGUGCCAUUAAAUUGCACACCGAGUAUGGAGAUCUAUUAAGGUACAAGUUUCAAAAAAGUGGCAUAAAACGCGAUAAAACAUCAUUUCCUGAAUCAUCGAAGACAACAGCAAAGAGAAACAGGACUAACGAAAUUAAGUUGACCAAAUCCUGUGGGAACAAAGGAUUUAAUUUCAAGCUAGGCAAAGGACUAAAAGUCCACGACUAUGGUUUCAAGCAUCUCAAGAGGGGAGUUUCAAAACAUGACGCUAUCAAUGAUUCCAAAACACACUCACCCAGGGAGGCAGAAAUUAUUUCUAACCGCAAGGCCUUCCGUACUAUGGACACGAAUCUGAGAACUUCCACUAGACAAACUGCUACUAACAUAUUCCUUAACGUAAACAGACUUAGUGACAAGAAAGUGAACUCAAAGUCAGAACUUUUGGACCAACUAAAUCGAUUGGAAACUUUAAGACAUUUGAAUAGUGAAAAUUUUGAGUACCUUCAGGAAUCUGUUUCGCCGUUGGGCUAUGAGAUUUCUGAAAAACUAAAUAGAACAUUUGCGUCGAUUAAAAGAAUAAAUCAGUCCAAGGCGAAUGCAGCGCAGUUGACUUCAGACGGCAGAGAUUUGCCCUUCGACUUUUUGCCUUACGAUGAUUAUCAAGUAAAUGUGGUUCCCUUUGCCGACAAGAAACCCCAACCUCUUCAUCACCGAAGAAAAAAACGAUCUAAAAGACUUGUCGUUCCCCAAACUGAAGCAGGUACACAGACUCAAUACAAGUGUGAAAUUUGCAGUUCAAUGCAAAAAUAUAAGACCGAAAACAUAUCACCUUUGAUUGUGGAGAUGGCAAUGAAAAGAAAUUUCUUAAAUCAACGGCAAUACUACAUGGAAAAUCUUAAGAAUAAAAAAUCUAAAGUGCCUGAUGUUUUAGAAAAAGGGGAAUCGAGCGAUAUAACUAAAUCUAAUCAAAGCGAUUAUAACCCGCCACACAGAAAUCAUUACAUUGACAAAGAUACACAUUUGGAUUCUCGUUACCCCAAAAUCAUUUCCGAAACCUUUGAGAACCUUACAUCUCCCCUCCGGUUUGAUAACUACACUCGAGAACUAUUCGAGGCUUACAGAACACUCGAUGUGAAUAAAAUACUAUCCCGAUGUUAUCAAACACUUUUUGAAGCCGAGCAACGAACGAACGGAAUAUUUUCUAAUAUUUUUCGACCAUGAAGUACCAAAAUGUAGUCAAUCAAUGAAAAGCAGAAAUGAGCAGAAA
Molecule: messenger RNA, 2164 nt
Organism: Drosophila yakuba
Lineage: Eukaryota; Metazoa; Arthropoda; Insecta; Diptera; Drosophilidae
Exons: 1
Coding region: 1-2118 (705 amino acids)
Source: RefSeq, a predicted model, not a curated record